Dermatophagoides pteronyssinus (European house dust mite) is the source of this 3893-nucleotide messenger RNA. It is a transcript of the gene unk, whose product is annotated as RING finger protein unk. NCBI's taxonomy places the organism in Eukaryota, Metazoa, Arthropoda, Arachnida, Sarcoptiformes, Pyroglyphidae. The record is from RefSeq and is a predicted model, not a curated record. Gene Ontology annotation, molecular function: metal ion binding.
GACCCGGUGUUUUGUUUUUUCCUAUUUCCACCAACCAAAGAUCAUCAUCAUUUUUCGCUGCCAAAAAUGUGAAUUUUUUUUAAGAAAAAAAAAUGUCUUCAAUGAAUUUAGAAAUAGCAACCGCAACAACGACGAUCGCUACAAACAUUCAUAAUAAUAAUAAAGAACAAUCCGCAUCAAUUUCAUUUGGCAAUAGUAAUAACGCAAUGAAUAUGAUACAAACAUCAUCAUCCACAGCAGCAGCAGCAUCUGCUGUAGCAAAUUCAUCUGCGAUUUCGGAUUCCAUUAGUGGUCAACAGCAGCAACAACAAUUGAAUCAAUUAAAUAUGAAUAAUAAUUAUGAAUUUUCACCAAUGAUAUUUCGUUCAAUGUCUGAUGCAUCAGCAAUACGUCGUAAUCAAUUAAUGAAUCCAUCAUCGUCGACAUUAUAUAACCGUCAACAGCAGCAGCAGCAAUUGAAUAAUUUAUAUGGACCAUCAUGGUCAAAUGUUGAACAACAACAACAACAAUAUUCACAUUUAGAUUUAAUGACAAUAAUAAGUCCAGAGAAUUUAUUAUCAACUGGAUUAUCAUCAGCAGCAUCAACGAAAUUAUCAACUGGAUCACGUAUGAUGUCAUUAAUGAAUAGAAAUUCAUUUUUACAACAACAACAAGACUGUGAUCAAAUGUUUAAUAAUAAUAGUAAUAUGAAUGGAUUCACAUCAUCAACAACAUCAACAUCAUCAUUAUCAUCACCAACAGCGUUAGCAUCAUCAUCAUCAUCAACAACAACAUCGACUAUAUCUACAUCAACAACCACAACUACCGGAACAACAAUUAAUGGACAAUUAAGAUUAAUAAAUAAUAAAACAACCGAUGAUGAUGAUUAUGAUUUAAAUAUUGUAUUUGAUGAAAUUGGUGCCUUACAACAUAAAGGUUUAAAUGAACCAGAAGAUGAUAAUUCAACAGCACCAUUACAAUUAUUAUCACCAUCACAACAACAAUCAUCAUUAACAACAACUAUAUCGACAGCAAUGGCUACUACUACCACCAUUAUUAAUGAUCAACAACCAAAAAAACAAUUAACACAGAUUGAAAUUGAUGGAAAAAUUUAUAAAUAUGAUUCAGAUUUAUAUGAUCCUUCGGAUAUAACAUUAUCAAAUGAAAAAUAUUCAAUGAAUGCACGUUAUUUACGUGAUUUUCGUUGUGAACAAUGUCCAUUAUUUUUACAACAUAAAUGUACACAACAUAAACCAUUUACUUGUUUUCAUUGGCAUUUUGCUAAUCAACGUAGACGACGACCAUUACGUAAACGUGAUGGUACAUUUAAUUAUUCACCGGAUAAUUAUUGUACUAAAUAUGAUGAUACAACCGGUAUUUGUCCUGAUGGUGAUGAUUGUCCUUGUUUACAUCGUACAGCCGGUGAUACUGAACGUCGUUAUCAUUUACGUUAUUAUAAAACUGGUAUGUGUGUUUAUGAAACAGAUGAACGUGGUUAUUGUGUUAAAAAUGGUGCACAUUGUGCAUUUGCACAUGGAUCACAUGAUUUACGUAUGGCUGUAUUUGAUAUACGUGAACAACAACAACAACAACAAACCGGUACUAAUUCAAAUAACGGUAUAGGCAAUAUUCAUUGUGAUAAUGGUGUUGGUAUUAAUGGUGUUAAUCAAAAUGAUUUAAUUAAUAAUGGUGAUCAUUUAAUGAAUGGAUGUACCGGUGUUAAUUGUUGUCAAACAUCAUCAACAACAACAACAUCAUCAUCAUCAACACAACAUAUGUUUGAUAAAGAUCGUAAUGCAAUACAUGAAGAUCCACGUUGGCAAAAUACAGCAUUUGUAUUGGCUUAUUAUAAAACGGAAUCAUGUAAAAGACCACCACGUGUUUGUCGACAAGGCUAUGCAUGUCCACAAUAUCAUAAUAAUAAAGAUCGUCGUCGAUCACCAAAAAAAUUUAAAUAUCGUUCAACACCAUGUCCAUCAGUGAAACAAGGUGAUGAAUGGGGUGAUCCAAAUAAUUGUGAAAAUCAAGAUGAUUGUAUUUAUUGUCAUACACGUACUGAACAACAAUUUCAUCCAGAAAUUUAUAAAAGUACAAAAUGUAAUGAUAUACAACAAUCUGGACAUUGUCCACGUGGUCCAUUCUGUGCAUUUGCACAUUCAGAAAAUUCUGAUGAAAUUAAUAUGGCCAAAGAAUUUGCAACAAAUCCGAAUACAGAACUGCCACCACCAUCUAAUAAUAAUAAUACGAUAGGAUCAACAGCAACAACAACAACAACAUCGACAACAACAACAACACAAACAUGUAAAUCAAAUAUAAAUCAUCAACAUAAUCAUCAUCCACAUAGCCAACAACAACAUCAUCAAUCACAUCAUCAUCAUAAUCAAAAUAAUAAUAAUACAUCACCAAUGGAAAUUGUCCGUGCUAAUUCUUAUAGUCGUGGUUCAUCAUCAUCAUCAUCAUCAAUAACAGCAUCAGCAACAUCAGCAGCAGCAGUAAAUAAUUCAUCAAUGAUAAUUGCAUCAUCAUUACCUGAACAUGUUGAAUUUGGUGGUUAUGAUUUGAAUGCUCAACAACAACAACUACGUCAAAUGGCUCAAAAUGAACUUCAAGCCAAUAAUAAUAAUAAUUCUCAACAGAAUCAGAAUAAUAUUCUUGGACCAAUUGCACGUCCAAGAUCAUUUUCAACAUCGAAUACAACAAAAACAUCAUCAUCAUCAUCAUUAUUGGCAAAUUGGUUGGAUAGUAAAAAUAGUCUUUUACAACAUCAAAAAGCUGCUGCUGCUUUAAUGAAUAAAAAUGUUCAACAACAACAGCAACAGCAGCAGCAAUCAUUAUUUUCAACAGCAUCAUCUUGUUCAUCUUUAUUUUCAGGAUCAAAUGUUGUUACAGAACAACAACCUGUUUUACAGAAUGGCGGUGGUGGUGGUAAUAUUACGGGACCAUUUUCAACAAAUUCUUUAUAUGAACCACAACAACAAUCGAGUACUGCAUUUGAUUCAAUGUUAAAUAAUCAUGAUCUCAGCAGUUUUGAUGAGCUUGAUAAUUUUGUUACAAAAACGGCUAAUGCUAUUGAUAAUUGUCAUUUAACAUCAUCAUCAACAUCAUCAUCAUCGGCAUUAAGACGUGGUUCAUAUUCAUUUAAUGAAUCUGAACCUAUUAAUAUACCACGUAUAACUAAUAAUAAUAAUAAUGAUAUACAUCAACAUCGUUCAACAUCGGCUUCUGGUUUUAAUUUAUCACCUCCGAAUCAUCAACAACAACAACAACAAUUAAAUGCGGCAGCUGCAGCAGCUAUUGCUGCUGCUGCUGCUGCUGCUUCACCAAUUGGAUCAACAUUUUUAGCUAGCCGACAACAAUCAUUACCGAAUAAUCAUCAAUCAUUAUUUGAUCAAUAUGCUGUUGCAGCUAAUUUAAAUAAUGUUAAUGGUACUACGAAUGCAACAACCAAUCAACAACAAUCACAAUCAAAUGUUGUUGCAAUAUCAGCAGCAAUUAUGGAAAUGCAGCGAUUAAAAGAAGAAAAUAAUGCUGCGAAAAAUCGUAUCGUUGAAUCACAGGAAACUAUACAACAAGUUUUACAGUGGUGCCAUUUACAAUUGAACGAAGCACAAAAACGUGAAAAAUUGGCGGAAAAACGACGUGAAGAAGCUUUAUCAAUGCUUAAUAUGAGAGAAAAAGAAUUGGAAAUAUAUCGUACAAAUGAAUCAAAUUCAUUCCAAAAACGUUUGCAAGAUCUCUCAACAAUGUCUCAAACACAAUUAUUACAAUUGAAACAAAAAUUAUCACAAGAUUUAUCCUGCAUUGAAGAGGCAUUAAAAACAACUUCGGCCGCCGGAAAUAUUUUAAAUAAUUAAAAAAAUGAAGAGCUUCUUCCCUGCUUCCUGAAUAUGUUUAUCAGAUGAAAUCAUCAUACA